Molecule: messenger RNA, 1692 nt
Organism: Dreissena polymorpha
Lineage: Eukaryota; Metazoa; Mollusca; Bivalvia; Myida; Dreissenidae
Exons: 3
Coding region: 1-1692 (563 amino acids)
Biological process (GO): positive regulation of DNA-templated transcription
Cellular component (GO): nucleoplasm; chromatin
Molecular function (GO): zinc ion binding; ubiquitin-protein transferase activity
Source: RefSeq, a predicted model, not a curated record
AUGGCAACCUUUUCGCAACCCACUAUUGAAAAAGGAUCUGACAUGGUCCUAGACUUCUUGUGUUCGACCUGCGAAGAAAAGAAACUGAAGGAAUCAGCUGAUUAUUAUUGCGAAUCCUGCGUAAAGUUUUUCUGCCAAAAAUGUAUUGACAUGCACAGCCAGUUGUUUACGCAACAUUCCCCUCAUGGAAGUGGAGAUAUGAAGAAAUGGCCAGUUGCCAAGAAGGUGGAAGAUUGUCUUCUUAAAUGUGAUGUUCAUAAAGAAGAAAACAAUGACAUGUUUUGCAAAGACCAUAGCCAGCUGUGCUGCCAUAAAUGUGCUAUUCUGAAUCACAGGACAUGCACAACGGUGAUGCUUUUAUCAGAGUUGGUAAAAACUACACCCACAGACCUCAAACAAGUAUCAGUUACCAUCCAAACUACUCUGGCAAAACUGAAGGAUCUUCAAGAAAACCAGGAGGAUAGCCUUCAGUCUCUGCUAAGUUCAUACGAUGAGCAGUUGCACAAAAUACAGGAAAAUUGUAAAAAAUUAAUUGCAGACUUAAACAAGCUUGAACAGAAGACAAAGCAGAAAUUGAAAGAUACACUGACCAAAUUGCAAGCCCCUCUUGAACGGGAUAUCAACAAAUGUGCCACUCUUCAAGAUGAAUUAAAACAACUUGGAGACGCUAUUCACGUCAUUGGUGAUAAAAGCAAGCAGGAACUAUCUCUUAUAGCUAGCAUUAAAUGCCAGGAUAGAAUACAGCAGUUUGAAAAAUAUCAAAAGGAGAACUUUGUCGAAGUAAAAUCUUUGAUAAAUUUCCAGCACAAUAUUGAAAUUGUGCAGUACCUUUCCAAGUUGUCAGGUCUUGGGAGGAUUGAACACAUUACCCAGACUUUGAAAGUGCAGGGAAAUCCAAACCAAAUAAUAAGGAUGUACGAGAAGUCUGAGUAUAAUGUUCGUGCACGAUGGGAUAAUGUGUUGUUAAAUUGCAGUAUCAUAGAUGUAUGUGUUCUUCCUAGUGGACUGGUCCUGGCUGCAGACGACUUCAACAAUAAUGUCAAGCUGCUAAACCAACAGUACCAGGUAGUGAGUCAGUGUAGUGUAUCUGGCCAGCCAUUUAACAUGUCUCUGAUCACACCCAGUGAGGUUGGUGUUACUGUUGGUUCAAAGAUCAAGUUCAUCGAAGUCAACAACAGUAAGCUGGUAAAGGUUAGAAAACUUCAAUUACAACAUACAUGCAAAGGUAUUGCCUACCAUGAGGGAAACCUUUUUGUCACCUCUGGGACAGCACUGUACAAGUACCGGUACGCACAGAACGAUAAAAUAGGCAGGAAACUGCAUGAGAAUAAAUAUGAGAACACAGUAUCACGUUGUGCAGUGAGCCCAACAGGUGACAAGCUGUACAUCACUAACAAAACCCAGGACAAGCUCCUCACUCUGGCCAGGGAUGGAUCAGUCCUUGCCGUCUUCAUGGACCCUAAACUGAUAGAACCGACUGGUGUACAUGUUACACCUGCAGGCCAGGUGCUGGUGUGUGGCGCAAGGUCACAUACUAUCUUACAGGUGGACAAUAAGGGAUGUAGGCAGCUGGCUACACUGGGUACAGAAAGGGAUGGGAUAAAAUACCCAUACUCGGUUUACUACAACACUGACACCAUUAUUGUUGGACAGUGGGAUAACAACAACGUCUUGGUGUUCAAAGUGAAAUAG